AUGCUUUACAAUGACCGCGGAGACCCCGACAUCCAAUCGAAUGGGCUACGCCUCUAUGACCAUCCCAAGUUCAAAGGAUGCGCUUGGGUCUCCGGCAUCCUGGACCCUCCUUACUCAGGUCUGUGCGGUUGGAAACUCUACGCAGAUGACGAUAUUGAACUGCAUUUCAAUUUCAUCUUCGAAGAACUCUGGAACUGGGUGUAUGACUACGCGGGUGAGCCACUUGAGGUCGUCGAGCCCCGGCUGUCGGCGGCUGAUAAGCAGCUCAUCGUCGAUAGUCUGGGUUCCUAUUGUCGACCAAAAUAUCGCGACUGGGAUAGUCUGGUGGAUGCCCUGUCUCCCCUUUGUCGCCAGCGAUUGCCGACCAUCCUGGCGGAAUGUCUCCUGAACAAAGCCAUGUUCGAUAACUUUGUUAAGCAUCCGUUCUUUUACCUGAUGGAGCCUGGAUACGAGGGCUUCGAGGUAGAUGGCGUCCCGACGGCGUUUGGGGAGGAGCUGUUGAGCUUCUGGAAAAGAUUGACAAAAGGUAUGUGGUUUGAACUUGUGCGUUCUUUCUUCCUCCUCUUUCUCCUCUUCCUCCUCUUCCUCAAUUUUAUACUGUCCAACUCAAGUGCCUCAACCGAGACUAAUAAACCUCAAAUUACCCACCAUAUGCGCACUUUGACCACGCGUCUCCUGAAUGGUUUCGACGUCUGGGAUGAGAACGAGGAUGACUCGAUCGGCAUCCAAAGCCGCAUGCUCCGCAAGUCAGCGGCCAAACACGUCGCCGCGUCGCUCCUGGACAAAUCCAGCGCGUUGAGCCUGCUGAUACGUCCAUACGAACGAGAGGACGAGGUCGCAAACACCACGAGCCAGCAUGAGAAGAAGAGCAAGAAGAACAAGAAGAAGAAGACAGAGAAGCAGCAUCAACAGCCCCCACCUGGCAUACCACACGACGGGCGCUUUGAGCGUCUGGUCACUUUAUUCCGAGAGGCAGGCGAGCGGGCCACCUGUUUAUUCACCCAGCAGCAUUUCUAUUACUGCAUAGAAGACUGCGUCGAGGACCUGGGUCCCUUUGACGGGCCGGUCACGGGGAGGGAGGAUCCUGGGAAGGCCACCGACCAGGGGAACGUAAAGAUGAUGGCGCAUACAUAUUCGCGAGAGGACUAUCCGGACGGCGUGCUAAAUGGGCGCUGGCCGGUUCUGAUGGUUCGGCCGAUGAUUGCGGCAGCUGAGACUAAUGAGUAUCGUCAUUAUCAGUUGCAGGAGAUGGUGACGCAGAAUUUGUGUCGGUCGAUUGUCGUUCUGGAUAAGCAUGAGCCGAUCUCGUUUAAGUAG
Aspergillus melleus is the source of this 1317-nucleotide messenger RNA. RefSeq lists its product as uncharacterized. The coding region runs from base 1 to 1317 and encodes 438 amino acids. The transcript has a single exon. Lineage: Eukaryota; Fungi; Ascomycota; Eurotiomycetes; Eurotiales; Aspergillaceae. The record is from RefSeq and is a predicted model, not a curated record.